AUGUUGAGAAAGUUCGAACAGAGCAGACUCUUCGAAGGGAGGUUGGUGGAGUUGUUACUUGCUGUUGCCACAGUACUACUGGUCAGUGAUUCAGAGGGGCUGAAUUCUGAAGGCCAAUACCUGAUGGAAAUCAAGAAUGGGCUCCAAGAUGAAUUCAAUUUUCUUGGAAACUGGAAGUCCACUGAUCAGACACCAUGCGGAUGGAUAGGAGUCAAUUGCACUUCGGAUCACGACCCAUUUGUCUGGUCUCUUGAUUUGAAUUCAAUGAAUCUCUCCGGAAUAUUGAGUCCUAGUAUUGGUGGUCUGAUCCACUUGACUUAUCUUGAUCUAUCUUACAAUGAGUUCAAGGGAGACAUACCCAAGGAGAUUGGAAAUUGUUCGCUUCUGACCAUCCUUUAUUUGAGAGCAAAUCAGUUCAGCGGUCCAAUUCCAGAGGAGCUUGGAAAUUUGUCUUCACUUGAAGAGUUUGUGGCAUACACCAACGAUUUGACUGGCACAUUGCCUCGUUCUAUUGGCAAUCUCCAAAAGUUGAGGAUAUUUCGAGUCGGGGAGAACGCAAUGUCUGGCAACAUUCCUGCAGAGAUAUGUAGAUGUCAGAGCUUGCAAUUUCUUGGUCUCGCCCACAACCGCAUUGGAGGGGAAAUUCCAGAAGAGAUUGGAAUGCUUGGAAACUUGACAGCUUUAUGGAUAUGGGAGAAUCAGUUAUCAGGGUUUAUUCCAAAAGAGCUUGGAAAUUGUUCAAACCUUGAGAGCCUUGACUUGGGUGGAAAUGCUCUUACGGGGCCGAUACCCGUGGAAAUAGGAGACCUCAAGUUUCUUAGGACGUUGUACCUCUGCGCGAAUGAAUUGAAUGGAAGCAUUCCAAGGGAGAUAGGGAAUCUAUCUCUUGCAACAGAAAUUGAUUUCUCAGAGAAUUAUUUGACAGGUGAGAUCCCAACUGAGUUCAGCAAGUUUCUUAGGGUGUUGUACCUCUACACGAAUGAAUUGAAUGGAAGCAUUCCAAGGGAGAUAGGGAAUCUAUCUCUUGCAACAGAAAUUGAUUUCUCAGAGAAUUAUUUGACUGGUGAGAUCCCAACUGAGUUCAGCAAGAUUAAGGGUCUAUACUUAUUGAACCUAUUCCACAACCAGCUUACAGGAGUCAUACCAAACGAGCUUAGUAGCUUGAGGAACUUGACAAUGCUUGACCUUGCAACCAAUUAUCUCACAGGUCCCAUUCCUUAUGGUUUCCAAUAUUUGACUGAAAUGCAUCAGUUGCUGCCUUUUGACAAUUCUCUGAGCGGUACCAUUCCUCAGCAGCUUGGAGUAUACAGCCCAUUUAUGGAGGUUGAUUUUACAAACAACCAUCUGACAGGAAAAAUACCUCCUUUCCUUUGUCGGCAUGCUAACCUUGUUUUUUUAAGCCUUGGGGCUAAUAAGCUGCACGGAAAUAUCCCAAAUGGGAUCAAGAACUGCGAGAGAUUAAAAAGAUUUAAUCUAAAUGGGAACAGGCUCUCAGGUACUUUACCUUCAGAAGUAGGCAAUCUGGUGAAUCUUUACUCUAUCAGAUUGGACGACAACAAUUUCACUGGGUCAAUUCCUCCAGAGAUUGGAAAUUGCAGAGAGCUUCAAAGGCUUCAAAUUGCUGGCAAUCACUUCACUUCUAAGUUGCCAAAGGAAAUUGGUAAACUAUCUCAACUCAUGCUUUUAAAUGUCUCGUCUAAUUUGCUGACAGGACAGAUUCCAUCAGAGAUUGUUAACUGCAAGAUGCUUGAACGACUUGAUCUCAGCCACAACAGUUUUGUAGAUUCCUUGCCAAAUGAGCUUGGAACCCUUUCCCAGCUUGAGCUUUUAACACUAUCAGACAAUAAAUUCUCUGGAAAUAUACCUGCAUCUUUAGGAAGCCUUUCUCGUUUGAUUGAGCUGCAGAUGGGUGGCAAUGUAUUUUCUGGCGAGAUACCUCCAGAGUUGGGUUUUCUUUCGAGCUUGCAGAUUGCAAUGAACCUCAGUUUUAACAAUCUCACUGGCAGUAUACCAUCGGAGCUUGGGAAACUUGCUUUGCUUGAAGUCCUCAUACUGAAUAACAACCAUUUGAGUGGUAAGAUCCCGACGACAUUUGAAGGCCUGUUAAGCUUGGUGGAAUUAAACUUCUCAUACAAUAACUUAACCGGACCUUUACCUGCCAUACCUCUGUUUAAGAAAAUGAAUUCCUGCAGCUUUAUUGGAAAUCCAUCCUAUAAGGGUAAUCCUUUUCUUUAUGAAAUGCCGUUGCCAAAAACUUGCUCAGUUGUUCGAGGACCAUUAGUGUUGAAACCAGAAACUUCAAUUGACAUGAAGAGCUUCAGAGCGAGUUUCGUUGUGACUUACAUAAUCAUUCUGCUGAGUUUUGCUCUAGUUUUAUACAUAAAUCCUUAUUGGAGACACACUUGGUUUUAUUACAUAGAAAAAAGCAUAAUAAACCCUUGCUACUACUUUUUGGUAGACAAUCUCUCCUAG
Molecule: messenger RNA, 2472 nt
Organism: Theobroma cacao (cacao)
Lineage: Eukaryota; Viridiplantae; Streptophyta; Magnoliopsida; Malvales; Malvaceae
Source: RefSeq, a predicted model, not a curated record